This is a messenger RNA of Camponotus floridanus (Florida carpenter ant), 1568 nucleotides long. RefSeq names its product alpha-tocopherol transfer protein-like. Gene Ontology annotation, molecular function: phosphatidylinositol bisphosphate binding. The transcript has 7 exons. Gene Ontology annotation, cellular component: membrane. The record is from RefSeq and is a predicted model, not a curated record. Lineage: Eukaryota; Metazoa; Arthropoda; Insecta; Hymenoptera; Formicidae. Bases 313 to 1287 code for a protein of 324 amino acids.
UCAUCAACAAUGCGAGCACCACGGAACUAAUUUGCUCAAUCCUUUUAUAUUGUGAUCUAUUUUCACUUUAAUUUUUAUAUUUUAUUGUUAUUUCCCGCGAUUAUCUGACGAUUUAUUCAAAUAAAAAGAGAAAGAAAGAAAAAGAAGGAUUAAUCAAUCUUUAAUCUACAGUGAUUGAUUUCACUUUUAUUUCUACGUAGAAGUGCAUUUUGCAGGAUUAACAUCACAUGCGUAAAAUAGUGCAUCAGCAGAAUAUUAUAAUUAGCGUAUGAUAAUUCGGAUUAUCUGAUAAAUAUCGUCGUGUUGGAUAUAAUGGCAUCAUCCGCAACUAUCAAGGAAGACUUGAAACUGCCGUGCAAAGAAGAAAUUUACCGACAAUGGCAAGAGAAUGGUUCGAAGAUGUUUUUUGGUGAACACGAACUUAAACUUGAGUUGAUUGAAAUGGACGAGCUGUUUAUCCAGAAAGCCAAGGAAGAAUUGCGGGAGACGCCGGAAAUAAUCGCCAAGAGCUGCGCGGAGCUAAAAAAACUAAUUGAAGGGGAAUCUAAUCUAAUUGUACCUGAUGAUGAAGAUUUUUAUAAAUCAUUCUUGCGACCAUGCAAAUAUUAUCCAAAAAGCGCUUUUUCGCUUAUUAAACGGUUUUAUCGGUUUCGUCAAAACUAUCCGCACAUAUUUAUUCAUUUAUUGCCUAGUAAAGAGAAGAUUGCCUUUUGCGCCAAUUUGAUUUAUCCAUUGCCGUUUCGCGCUAAAGACGGAACCAGAAUAUUACUAAUAGAGGGCGGUAAACGAUGGAAUCCAAAGGAAGUAUCAAUCAAUGACUUCUUUAAAGGCGUGAUGUUGUGUUUGUUGUUGUCACUAGGCGAGCCCAAAACUCAGAUUGCGGGUGCGUGCGUCAUCAUAGACGUGGAGGGUUUAUCUUUGUCUCAUAUAACGUAUAUUACUCCGAGUUUCGCCAAAAUGAUGGUUGAGUUUACACAAAAGUGUUUGCCCCUUCGUCUUAAAAAUAUUCACAUUGUAAAACAAUCUUUUCUGUUCAACAUGGCAUUUGCAAUUUUUAAACCAUUUUUAGAGGAAAAGAUUCGCAAAAGAAUUUGUUUCCACGGAACAAACUGGGAGUCUUUAACGACUUUCAUAGACAAGAAAGCGCUACUUAAGAGGCACGGGGGUGAAUUAGAAAUGCCCGAGAGACAAUUUGGUGUAAAUUUUUGGCAAGGUUUAUGUUAUUGUGAAUCCUUUUUCGAAGUUAUUCAACGUUCUGGAUAUAGUACAGAUAAUAAUGUAAACUAAUCACUAUUUAUAUUGGAUUGUUAUGUUCAUCAGCAAUCAUUUUUCUUAUGAUUAUGAUCAGCAAUUAUAUGGAAUUGCAACAAGAAACUAGCAUCGUGGACAUCUUAUCUUUGAAAAUUGCGAAUGUAAUUUAAAGUUGUUACAUCAGAAAUUGCACAAAAGAAAACACUAAAGGCCUAUCAACGAAGGUGAUUUAUUAAAAAAACAGGCUAUUUAAAAACAGUAGCAAAUACAUGUUGAUAUAUAUUGAUAGCACCAAUAAAAUGUAUUGCAACUUACAU